Messenger RNA from Protobothrops mucrosquamatus (brown spotted pit viper), 962 nucleotides. It is a transcript of the gene ERMN, whose product is annotated as ermin. Bases 1 to 792 code for a protein of 263 amino acids. Gene Ontology annotation, cellular component: myelin sheath; internode region of axon; filopodium. The transcript has 3 exons. Gene Ontology annotation, biological process: morphogenesis of a branching structure; regulation of cell projection organization; regulation of cell shape. Gene Ontology annotation, molecular function: actin filament binding. The record is from RefSeq and is a predicted model, not a curated record. Lineage: Eukaryota; Metazoa; Chordata; Lepidosauria; Squamata; Viperidae.
AUGACAGAAGAUAUCCAAGCUCCGGCCAGUAUGUCUGAAUUUAAUCGGAACAUGUCUUCUGAAAAACCUCAGCUCCAGGUUAUUGAUAUUAUUGAUCAGCUAGCUAAUUCUUCUGAGAUACUUCCAUGUGAAAUUACAGCGAUCAAUCCCAGCUCUCCCUUUGUAGAAGAAAAUCAAGAAGGUGCCAAACAUUUGGCAGAGAAUUCGGUACACCAAAUUUCAGAUGCUGCAGAAGAACUUCAAGGAAAGCCAGAAGGAAAAACUGAAGAAAAAAAUUGUCUCAUUUGCCAGGAGUCAAAAGUCUGUGAAGAAGAAUCCAGAGACGAGCUCCAUGAGAAAACUGCCGCUUUAAAUACUGAAGAAUUUCAGGGGGGAGAAAAUGUCCCAUCCAAGCUUCCGGAUGAAAACAUCGACAGCCCUACAGAAACAGAGGAGGAACAAGGAAAGAUACAGCUGAAUGAGACCAGUGAGCCAACUGAAGAGGAAACCCUGUUAGAAGACAAUGAGAGCAUAGCAGAAGAAGAUUGGGAAGGUCCAGGUGAUGAAUCUCAACAGGAAAACAGUGUGGCUUCUCAUAAAACAGGGCAAGAAAACAAUAAUAUCCAAUGCCUUCCUACCAGUCCCAGCUGUACCUCCCAGACUGAGGAAUACGAUGACCAACCAGGUGCCUUGAAAAAAAAUGAUAUCUCUCGGCACAGUUAUUCUCGUUACAACACAAUAUCUUAUCGGAAGAUCCGGAAGGGAAACACUAAACAGAGAAUUGAUGAAUUUGAGUCCAUGAUGCAUUCAUAAACUGAGGCAGAGAACCAAAUAGGCUUGCUAGGAUUCUUCUCUUCCAUCUAUCUCCACUCCAGAUGUUUCUCCAUCUACAAUAUCAUGUUAUUGUAAAGUCUUUGGUGGCUUCGAUCCAACUAAAUAUAGUAGUCCUGACUAAUGGUGUAACAAGAGUCUCCCUUGCCACU